UUUGCUGCAGCAGAAGAAGGUUGUAUGUUUUUGAAAUGGGGGGCCAGGGCAGGCUGAUUGGAGGCCUGGCGUUAUGUCUGCUGGGGGUUUUAGGAGUGUGUUUGACGUGUGGGCUUCCAAUGUGGCGCGAAACAGCUUUCGUGGGAGCAAAUAUUGUGACUGCACAAACGGUGUGGGACGGUCUGUGGCUGCACUGCAUUUUCCAAUCAACGGGCCAAAUGCAGUGCAAGAGGCACACAGGGUUCAUCACGCUGACCACGGACAUCCAGGCCGGCCGCGCCCUCACACUCAUCUCCAUCCUUGUUGGGAUUCUGGGCUUCAUCGUCACUCUCCUCGGAGGAGGAGCCGUCAACUGCAGUGGAAAUCCUCCCGACCCACUCGAGCCUCCGUCGCCUUCUUCCUCCAAAAAGAAGGUGUGCUUACUGGGCGGGCUGCUGUGCUUGCUGUCCGGUGUCCUGUGCCUGAUUUCAGUCAGUUGGUCAGCAGCAGCCACCCUCUCCUUCUUCAACGACCCUUUUGUACCGGCUGCCUUAAAAAGGGAGGUGGGCUCCUCCAUCUACAUCGGCUGGGCCUCCUCGGCGCUGCUCCUGCUCAGCGGCGCCCUCCUCUGCUUUGUCUGUGGGCAGGACGAGAGGCCUCUUCCCUCCUACUACUACUUGCCGUACAACUCCAGCACUCAGUUCACUGACAGCUCGACCCGCAUGGCCACCAUGAGGGCAGAUUUAGCGAGACCAAAUGACCCGACAAUGGUGAACUACGCAGCUCAGGUGCAUCGACAGAACUCCCGAAACUCAAGGACGGCUGGAUUUUACAAUCAAACUCAGGCCAGAUAUUAAAAUCUGAGCAGAGACUUUCCUGGCCAAAACACAUUACAUAGAUCAGGGUUUCUUAACCCUGGUCCUCGAGGCCCAGUGUCCUGCAUGUUUUGCCUCUCUCCCAAUUGGAACACACCUGAUUGCAAUGAGAGCUAAUUACUGGGCUUUGUUACAAGCAGCCCAGUAAUUAGCUCUCAUUGCAAUCAGGUGUGUUCCAAUUGGGAGAGAGGCAAAACAUGCAGGACACUGGGCCUCGAGGACCAGGGUUAAGAAACCCUGACAUAGAUGAUUGUCUCCAGAUAACAGAAUGGGACUUAUUGACGUAGUUAUGGAUGACUUUAAUAUGAUACUAUUUUAAAUUUUCUUGAAUUAAUGGACUUCUUCACACAGCAAUGUGGACUUCAUUUUUCUGAUCAUGUUACUUAUUUCCCAUUUCCCAUUGUGUAUGGCUUUCCUUUAGGAGGCUGUCAAAACAAUACCAAUAAAGACAAAGGGAAUCGUG
Molecule: messenger RNA, 1317 nt
Organism: Salarias fasciatus (jewelled blenny)
Lineage: Eukaryota; Metazoa; Chordata; Actinopteri; Blenniiformes; Blenniidae
Product: claudin-4-like
Exons: 3
Coding region: 36-836 (266 amino acids)
Cellular component (GO): bicellular tight junction; membrane
Molecular function (GO): structural molecule activity
Source: RefSeq, a predicted model, not a curated record